Molecule: messenger RNA, 864 nt
Organism: Fraxinus pennsylvanica
Lineage: Eukaryota; Viridiplantae; Streptophyta; Magnoliopsida; Lamiales; Oleaceae
Source: the annotation of a GenBank genome assembly
AUGGGAGGAGGUGGUGGUCCAGGCUGGUGUGCCAAGCACAUAAAAUCAAUCAUGAAUAUCGGUCCGACAUUUCUUGAUGUUCCGAAAGCUGUCAGUAACAUAUUGUCGGCCGAGAGCAAAGAUGUUGCUUUUAUCAGAGCAAUGGCUCCCGGUCUUCUAGAUUCCGAAAUUCUCGACCUUCAAACUCUACAUCAUGUCAUGCGUGUAUCUCAAACGUGGGAUUCUGUCAUUUCUUUGAUACCUAAAGGAGGAGAGACGAUAUGGGGUAACUUGGAUUGGUCUCCGGAAGACCAUCAUGUAUGUGAUUCAGCAAAGAAAAAGUAUCAGCAAGAUUUUGACAACAAUGGCAAUAACAGUGACAGUCGGAGGCUUUUCCAAACGGAAGAAGAACAUCUAAAAUCAAGAAUGGUAUGUGACAAACCAUGGUUCGAUCGCCUACUGGAUCAGACUGUCGAUUAUUUCCGCUUUGGAAUCGUUGGCGGGUCGGCUUUCAACAUGUUGAAAGGCAUGUACAACUCCCCAAAAGGUGAGCGCCUCAUCCGGGGCUUACAAGCUGUACGCAUGAACGCCCCCCGCUUUGGCAGCCGCUGUGCCGCCUUCGGUGGUCUUUCAUCUGUCUUGGAGAGUUCUAUGAUACAUGUAAGGCAGAAGGAUGAUCCAUGGAAUUCCAUCCUCUCUGAUGCCGCUGCCGCCGGAUUACUCAAGAUGCGCCGAUGCCGAGGCCUUGGCCCGGCUUCACGCUCGGCUCUCAUUUUUGGCUCGGGAAUGGCGCUAUUAGAGGGUUAUUUGAUUGUGAAAAAUAGGGUCCAGUCCCCACAGCCUGACUUUGCGGAGGUGGAUAAGAAGCAGAAGAGGGAGGAAUAA